AUUAAAUGAAAGAGUUUUAAGUUUUGGCAGCAGAAGGAAUAGAAGCGCAUGGACAAAAAAAAUCGUUUAUUAGAAAGAUCAAAUAGGAUCAGAAAGUUUCCUAACGGUUAAAAUUUUUGGGAAGGCGAACAUUAACAUUGUAACAAGCCAAUUAAAUGGAAGAAAAGAAGAUAAAAGUAUAAAAAUUAAAAUACAAAGACUAAAAAGACGUAAAAAAAAAAAAAAAAAAAAAGAAAUGACCGAAGUAAAUAAAAUUGAUAACGAGCCGGGGAAGUAUCGACAACUUCUCGUAGCGUUGAUCGCAAACAUAGCGACUCUAUCGUUUGGAAGUAUGAUAGGUUGGCAGUCACCUAUAAUACCGCAACUACAAAGUGAAAAUCCUCCGGUAGGUGAUAGGCCUAUGUCGGACGAGGAAGUAUCCUGGCUGAUUGGAGUCACGUGCAUAACAGCCGCUUUCACGAGUUUGACAGUCGGUAUUAUAGCGAAUAGAUUCGGGCGCAAGGUGGCUGGAUGUUUGAUGGGUUUGCCACUUUGCGGCUGUUGGCUAUUUACUAUUUUUGCAACAGAACACGUACAUUUAUAUAUCGCACGUUUCUUUUCGGGAAUUUGUGGCGGGAUGGUAUUGUUCUUGGUGCCAAUGUAUGUGUCUGAAAUUGCAUCCGACGGAAUACGUGGUAUGUUGGGUAGUUUACUAGUAUUCAUAUUGAACGGAGGUAUUCUUUUGGGAUAUAUAAUCGGUGCUAUACUUUCGUAUCGUUGGUUUGCAAUUGUUAUGCUUAUACUUCCGUUAUUUUAUAUCGCAUCGUUCGUUUUUGUACCGGAAACACCUGUAUAUCUAAUACGACGCAAUCGAAUCGACGAAGCUACCAGAUCUCUGAUGUGGUUUAGAGGGGGACACAUGUCGACUGUAGAGAGAGAGAUGUUGCGUCUGCAACAAGAAAUAAACGUUUCCGGGCAAACGAUUAAACCAUCAGAUCUGUUUCGAGAUCGAGCAACGAUUAAAGGACUUUUCAUUACUUUAGGAUUGUUUGCUGGGCAACAAAUGGCCGGGAUAUUUAUCAUGAUAAGUUACACAGAAACCAUAUUUAAGAUGUCGGGAAGUUCAUUAUCGCCGAACGAUUCGGCGAUUAUCGUAGGUGCCAUUCAAGUUUUUGGCUCGUAUUUAUCCACGAUUUUGGUGGAAAGAGCUGGUAGAAGACCAUUGCUUUUAAUGUCUUGUUUAGGGAUGGCUACGUGUCACUAUACCAUCGCAGUGUUUUGUUACCUGCAAACACUUGAAUACGAUGUCAGUCAAUUUAGUUGGAUUUCGAUCUUAGCCUUGUCCAUUUUUAUGAUUAGCUACGGUUUAGGCAUGGGGCCAGGUCCGUACGUAGUUUCUUCGGAAAUACUUAAUCGGGAUAUUUCAAAUAUGGUGAUAACCAUGGGGAUAUUCACCGCUUGGGGUAUGGCAUUCGUGAUCGUUAAAUUAUUCCCAACUAUAGUCGAUUUGUUAGGUAUAAACGGUUGUUUUUUCCUUCUCGGCAGCUUUUGUCUGAUUAUCUUUGCAUUCGUUUUUAUAAUCUUACCAGAAACAAAGGGUCAGCCACGUCAAUUAAUCUUGGAUCGACUUAAUGGAAUAUCUCACGUGUUAGACAAGACAAAAUACGUUUCUUCAAAUGAUAUUAAAAUUAUACCGAAACCUGAAUUAAUUUGAGAGCAUUGUAAAUAACAAAUAAUCUAAUACUCUCAUCCAAUAUUAUUUUCAUAUUCCAAACUCCUAAAUCAGAAGAGAUUUAGAUCUUGUUAAAGUAUAUGGUUGCAUAACACUAGGCAUAUAGCAGAAAAGGAAAAUGAAGGAAUCUGUAAAAGAGAUAAAUUGAGAUAAUUGUCCUUUUUAUAAUUAAUUGCGUAAAUAAUCAAUGGAACAAGAACUUUGUACAUAUUAUUGUACAUAUUACUAUUUUAUAUAUAUAUAUCUUGUUUUAAAAUAAGUCUUAGAUACAACAAUCUUGUAUAGAUUUUGUUUGUACUUUAUAUAAUAAUCAUAAAUUAUAUAUAACAAUCAUAA
This is a messenger RNA of Apis mellifera (honey bee), 2047 nucleotides long. Its product is annotated as facilitated trehalose transporter Tret1. The coding region runs from base 236 to 1693 and encodes 485 amino acids. NCBI's taxonomy places the organism in Eukaryota, Metazoa, Arthropoda, Insecta, Hymenoptera, Apidae. Gene Ontology annotation, molecular function: transmembrane transporter activity. Gene Ontology annotation, biological process: transmembrane transport. Gene Ontology annotation, cellular component: membrane. The record is from RefSeq and is a predicted model, not a curated record. The transcript is spliced from 4 exons.